AAUCACACAGAUUUGUACAAAUUUUUCACAUUUAUAAGUUGGCUUUUAUUUGAGGAGCAUGCAAGGAAGUGGUCAAGAUUCAUACCCGAACUUUUUUCAACAAGUCAAAUUAUUGAGACCAGAUGGUUUGUGAAAUGAUAUAAAAUAGUAACGAUCUUGAUCAAUUUCUUCGACAAUCAUGAGUUGCCAAUACGGGGAUCUCCAUACCCUUGGUAUUUUGUCCUAUCCAGUCACUAAAACUACAAACGUUUGCUGCCAGUUUACGGCUUGCAUCAAUCCGAUAAUCAUGAACACAUACUUGUUACGAUGUUCUUAACCACUUCCUUGCAUACUUAAACUCAAUUCAUAGCUUAGACAUGCCUACUAUAUAUAUAUAUAUAUAUAUAUAUAUAUAUAUAUAUAUAUAUAUAUAUAUAUAUAUAUAUAUAUAUAUUUAUUUAAAUACACAUUAUUAGAAAUUAAUAAGACCAAAUGAUCAGGCACCCCAAUAAAUGCCAAGAGGCAACAAGUUGACAAUUUCAACAGUUCAAACAACCUCCAAAUUUAGGAAGUGAUCCCAACCUAAGGUUCGUCCCCCCCAUGCCUACACCUUAAACAAUCCAACUGCGGAAUUAACUUUGGAGGAAAUUAAAAAAAAAAAUGCAUAAGGUUUCAUUCCAAUGUAGGGUUUGAAUGGUUAAAAAAGAUAAUAAAAAAUAAUGGGAGUAGUAUAAUAAUUUAUUUUAUUAUAUAUAAGGAAACCAAACCCACAGGUGCUCUCCAAGUGGCAGCAGCCCACGACUUCCAAAUCGGCCCUAGUCCCCAACCACAUUGAGUACAAGAAGAAACCGUCAAAAAACAUGCAAGUUUUUAAAACAAUUCAUUUCUUUAUUAUCUUGUGAAGAGGAAUGAUGGUUGGUUCUCCUAAUCACUUGCACAUAUAAUACUACCUCAAGCUCAAAGACUAUUCUAAAAUUCUACAGGUAUAAUUUGCUUUAUUUAGGUCAAACCGGUUCAGAAAUCAACCAAAUCGAGAUAGAAUCGGAUGGAAGAAAAAAGUUAAAGAGUAAAAUAAAAUUCAAAGUACAUUUCCUCCAACUUGAAUUUCGGUUUCUUCUAUUUUCCCGUAAUUAUCAAAAAAAUUCGUGAAAAUUGAAAUCCGAAUCACAUUUAUAUACAGUUCAAUCCAGUUUGAAUCAAAUAUUCACCCAAUUCGAUUUGAUCCGGCGUGAAGCAACCCAUUUCGAUUUGCAAACCCCUGCUCGCAUUCUAUAGUUGGUAAGGAGGAUUUUUGUUGUGCUCACAAAUUUGUCUCCUUCUGAAUUAUAAUUGAUUAAUAUUCUCAAGGUGAUUGGACCAAGAUAAUAUAUUAGUAAACAUUGAUCGAUGAAGACAAUUUCUUCAAGUCGUUACAAUACUCCAAACGGUCCAAGACAAAGAAGAACCAGUCAUCUAAUGUCUUCUCAUAUUUCCCCUUUUUCUUUCUGAACAAAGAUUCAUACAUAUACCUUCACUUCUCAGGUUCUCUGUGCUACACAAUCAUUCAUGUAAUCAACCAGCUUGCUGCAUUAAUCUUCCUUCAACCAUGAUUACCUCUGCCUUCCUGCCCACAGGGCCGCUCCUCGAAUCUCUGAUCAACCUCUCCAAUGAAGUCACAACAAUGGAGAACAUUCCACCGGUUCAGUCAAAGAACAUCUCCACCAUGAUCAGGAGAAUCAAGCUUCUCUCCUCCCUCUUCGAGGACAUCCAAGACAAUUCCUCCAGAUCCCCUCUCCCUCCGUCGUCGAUCCUCUGCCUCACUGAGCUAUACUCCGUGAUUCGAAAGAUCAAGCUCCUGAUCCAGGAGUGCAGAGAAUCAAGCUCGAUGUGGCAGCUGAUUCGGACCGAAUUCGUGUCGAAUCAGUUCCAUGUCUUGGUCAAGGACAUGGGUCGAGCUCUGGAUAUCCUGCCUCUCAGCCUGCUGAGGUUGAGCCCUGAUACUAGAGAACAGGUGGAGCUUCUCCACCGGCAGGUCAAGAGGCUGGACUUGUUCGUCGAUCCCAAGGAAAUUGAGAGAAAGGAAAGGGUUUGUUCUGUUAUUGCCAAGAAGAAUGACAGGGUUUUCGAUUUCGUGAGGGUCAAGGAUGUUUUCGUCAGCAUCGGGCUGAAAACUGCGGUCGAUUUCGAGGGUGAGAUUUCGAGAUUAGAGGCUGAAGCUCGUAAUCAGGCCGGAACCGGUGGGUUGAUCGUUGUUUCCAACAUUAGAAACCUUGUUUCGCUUCUAACGUACUCGAAAUCAAUGGUUGAACUUGAUGUAGACAGUCGUGGGUUUCCAAAAGAGGAAACUUGUUCCACAAGCCAACAGCAGCGUUCCAGUACUUCAUCAAGAACACUUCAAGACCUUUCAUCCUGUUCUUCCCCACAGUUUCCCGACGAGUUUCGUUGCCCGAUUUCUCUCGACCUGAUGAUCGAUCCGGUGAUCGUGGCCUCUGGCCACACGUACGAUCGAAAUUCGAUCGCACGUUGGAUCAAUUCGGGGCACCAUACCUGCCCCAAGAGCGGGCAGAGGCUAAUUCACAUGGCACUCAUCCCUAACUAUGCUCUCAAGAGCUUGGUCCAUCAAUGGUGCCAGGACAACAACGUUUCGCUGCUCGACGAUCACUCGUCGGAGCAGCCCGAGACGUACCACAACAGCAGCAGCAGCAAGACGAAGACGUCGUCUUCGUCCACUGCUGGUGCGGUGGACCACAUCUCGGUCACGAAAUCGGCAGCCGAAGCAGCGAAAAUGACGGCCGAAUUUCUGGUGGGGAAGCUGGCUAUGGGUUCGACCGAGAUACAGAACCAGGCCGCCUACGAGCUGAGGCUGCUGGCCAAAACCGGGAUGGACAACCGAAGGGUGAUCGCGGAGGCAGGGGCGAUUCCGUUCCUGACGUCGUUACUGAGAUCCAGCGACGCGCGAAUCCAGGAGAACGCCGUCACGGCGCUGCUCAAUUUGUCGAUCUACGACAAUAACAAGGUCCUGAUAACGGCGUCGGGCGGUGCCGUGGACAGCAUCAUAACGGUGCUGGAAACGGGGAAAACGAUGGAAGCCAGGGAGAAUGCCGCGGCGGCGAUAUUCAGCCUGUCGAUGAUUGACGGCUACAAGGUGAGCAUCGGCGGCAGGCCGAGGGCGAUUCCGGCGCUGCUAGGGUUGCUGAAGGAAGGAACCACGGCGGGGAAACGCGACGCGGCGAGUGCGCUGUUUAAUUUGGCGGUGUACAAUGCCAACAAGGCAGGGGUUGUCGGCGGCGGCGCCGUGCCGUUGUUGAUCGAGGCGUUGAUGGAUGAUAAGGCCGGGAUUACGGAUGAUGCGCUGGCGGUUCUGGCAUUGCUUCUGGGUUGCGGUGAGGGGUUGGAACAGAUGAGGAAGAACAGGAUUCUGGUGCCGUUGCUUGUUGAUCUGUUGCGAUUCGGAUCGGCGAAAGGAAAGGAGAAUGCCAUUACCCUGCUGCUGGGAUUGUGUAAAGAUGGUGGUGAAGAAGUGGCCAGAAGGCUGCUGAUGAACCCUAGAAGCAUUCCUUGUCUGCAGAGCUUGUCGAGUGAUGGAUCGUUGAAGGCGCGGCGGAAGGCUGAUGCUUUGCUCAGGUUGUUGAAUCGAUGCUGCUCUCAUUCGCAGCAUUUUGUAAACAUGGGGAAUUGACUUGAUUCUUAGAUGGAGAAACUGUGAAUUUGCUGUAAUCUUAUACAUGUUACCAACUUUCUUUUUUGGUUCUUUUCUGUUGUUACAAAGAUACAGGAAUUGGAUGGACAAAUACAUCAAACAGCUUCAUACAUUGUGAGCUGUAGAAGGUUAAAUAC
Molecule: messenger RNA, 3795 nt
Organism: Linum trigynum
Lineage: Eukaryota; Viridiplantae; Streptophyta; Magnoliopsida; Malpighiales; Linaceae
Source: the annotation of a GenBank genome assembly